CGCAACACAAGGGGAAUGCUGGAGACCAUUUGCAAACAUCUACUCUAUGCAACUAACAAAGGCAACAUAAGGUCCGCAAUAACAGUGUUUCCACCAAGGACAGACGGUCAGCAUGAUUAUCGUAUCUGGAAUGUGACUCUCAUUAAGUAUGCCGGCUAUGAACAGGAAGAUGGAUCUAUCAUUGGUGAUCCAGGGAGUGUGGAGUUUACUAAGAUUUGUCAGAAGAUUGGCUGGAAGGGGCAAGGUGGGCGUUUUGACAUUUUACCCCUGGUUCUCCAAGCGAAUGGGGAAGAUCCAGAAUGGUUUGAUGUUCCAGAGGAGUGUGCCCACCAGGUGCGCUUCAGUCACCCAGAAUUUGACUGGUUUGCUGAGCUUGGUCUGAAAUGGUAUUCCGUGCCCGCAGUGUCCAACAUGAUCUUAGAUAUAGGGGGUCUCGAGUUUACUGCAUGUCCUUUUAAUGGAUGGUUUAUGAGCAGUGAAAUAGGAGCCAGGAAUCUCUGUGACGUCAACAGAUACAAUCUACUAGAGACUAUAGCUCUGAAGAUGGGAUUGGAUACUAGCUCCAACAUAUCUCUCUGGAAAGACAAGGCUUUGAUAGAGGCCAAUGUAGCGGUGCUAUACAGUUUUCAGAAAGCUCAAGUGACCAUCACUGAUCACCAUUCCGCGUCAGAGUCCUUCAUGGCACACAUGAAGAACGAGCAGCAGCUACGAGGCGGUUGCCCUGCCGACUGGGUCUGGAUUGUGCCCCCUAUGUCAGGGAGUGCAUGCCCGGUAUAUCAUCAAGAGAUGCUCAACUAUAACCUCAAACCAUCCUACGAAUACCAGGAAGCAGCAUGGAAAACACACGUGUCGAAGUCCCAGCCUGGGGAGAUAGGACAGAGCACAUCCAAGAAAACUUUCAAGGAAGUUGCCGAAGCUGUCCGAUUUGUAGCACGUCUUAUGAUACGUGCUUUAUCCAAGCGCUUUAAGGCUACCGUUCUCUACGCUACAGAGACUGGACGAGCUAAAACGUAUGCAGAGAGAAUUCAUCGAAUGUUCAGCUCAGCAUUCAAUGCAAAGAUACUAUGCAUGGAUGACUAUGACGUGGCUGAUCUUGAACACGAGAGCUUACUGCUUGUAGUUGCAAGCACCUUUGGAAAUGGAGACCCACCUGACAAUGGACAAAGUUUCGCUCGAUACCUUGUCCAGAAGUCGAAUGCCCAGCAAUGCAAAAACAUGAAUAACAACGAUGAUGGUUUAGAUUCGACAGACUUUGUUGAUUACGAGCAAUUCUGUAACCAUCCAGUUCGAGUAUCUUCCAGAAAAAUCCUGCGAGUGAAUUCUUUGACUUCGAUGGAUACACCUACAUUGCUACUCAGUGCUGUGAGGUUUUCAGUGUUCGGUCUGGGAUCGUCUGCGUAUCCUAACUUCAAUGCCUUUGGACAUGCUGUGGAUGACUUACUUGGUCAAAUGGGAGGAGAGCGCCUGUUGGAGAUCGGUAUAGGAAACGAAAUGGGAGGUCAAGAGAUUGCGUUCAAAAAAUGGGCCCAGGAAAUAUUCAAGAUCUCCUGCGAGACAUUCUGCAUUGGCACUGAUGUUAACAUUGAUAACGUAGCAGCCUCCAUCUCCAUGCCUGACGCUACCUGGGCCGCAGAGAAGUUUCGUGUUGUAGUCGUGGACCAUCAGGCUAACCCGGCUAACAUUUGCUCAACUUUGAGUCGCAUACAUCACAAAAAGAUUCUACCUUGUAAAUUCAUCUCUAAGACAAACCUACACAACAAACUAUCCAGACGAUCCACCAUACUCGUUCGACUGAGCACUCAGGGUAACGAGGAACUGAGCUAUGAACCAGGAGAUCACGUGGCUAUCUAUCCAUCCAAUGACCAAGCUCUGGUGGAACGGAUUCUGCGCAGAAUCGAUUGUGGGAAUAAACCAGAUGUAGUGAUUAGAGUGGACCGCCACGAGGCCAGAACAACUGAUCUUGGUACCGUUCGAGCUUGGGUUCCACAUAACCGGUUCCUACCGUGCUCUGUCCGCUAUGCACUGUCCCAUCUCCUUGAUGUCACAUCUACACCUGCACCAAUGUUGCUCAAGACGCUAUCCAUGCAUGCAAGAAGCCCAUUGGAACAGAAACAACUGUCUCGCUUAGGAGAGGGUUCAGCAGUGUACGAUGAAUGGCAGUACACAUUCCCUAAUCUAGCUGAAGUACUCGAAGCAUUCCCAACUCUCCGGAUACCAGCCUCCAUGCUUUUAACCUUGCUCCCACUGCUACGGCCACGAUACUACUCCAUCAGUUCCAGUCCCAGACUAAACCCUGGGGAGGUGCAUCUGACCGUUGCAGUUGUCCAGUACAAGUCAAAAGGAAGUGGCGCUAUCAACCGUGGUGUAUGUUCCAACUGGUUAGACUCUCUAGCCGAAGACACCACUGUACCUUUGUACAUCAGAAAGGAGUCUUCUUUCAACAUGCCGAAGGAUAAACAAUCCCCAAUGAUACUUGUAGGACCAGGCACUGGCAUUGCGCCAUUCCGCAGCUUCUGGCAACAACGUCAAUUCGACAUCUCUGAAAGCUUGUCAAAAGCAGAUACCAACAGCAAGAUAACCGAACACCAAUUCGGUGACGUCACGCUGGUGUUUGGCUGCAGACAUUCCAAACUAGAUAACGUUUAUAAAGAGGAAAAACAAGUCGCGAUGAAGGAGGGCGCCCUCACAGACAUGUGGACGGCUUUUUCACGAGAGGUGCAUCUUCCAAGAACUUAUGUUCAGGAUUUACUGCGCAAGAACUCGGAGAAGGUGUACAAGACACUCCAGAAUGUCAAAGGUCAUAUGUACGUGUGUGGUGACGUCAACAUGGCAGCUGGAGUAUCAGCUACGAUACACUCCAUUCUGGCUAAACACGGAGAAAUGACCACAGACGAGGCCAAAAAACGUCUAAAACGCAUGAAAGCCACGGGUCGGUACCAUGAGGAUAUUUUUGGGGUCACGUUGAGGACUGAUGACAUCACAGAGAAGCUGCGAAAGCUGGAGACUCGGUCAGAAGACAACAAGUCAGUGGCAGAUGAAAUCGCCAACCUGAGAUCGGGUAACUUCAUUAACCGCCAUAAAGACACUUACAUACGGCGGACUUUGAGUGCUACCCACUCCACGUCAGUUACCGAUUUGACUGAUAUCGACUAUGGACGAGACGGCGGACGACAGUGGAAAGUGUCAGCACCGUCCCCUCCAUUCAGAAACCAAGGUCUGCGGUAUUGAAACUAAGAUCAAGCAAGUAGCUAAAGAUCAAACCUCAAUGUUAUGAAGCGAGUUCUCCAGGAAAGCCGUUGAUGAAGGGUAUCUGCGCUCAGAAGAAAAAGAAGAUUUGAAUGAGUACAAUAGCUCAUUAUUCGCCAACCUAGUAGAGAAGUCAUGUUUUUAUUGAUGAUUAUUUCAAUACACCAUUCGUCCUGGCUUUAUGCUUCUUCUUCUAACAAUAUUAUAAAGAAUAGCAGAUUUUCUUUUAACAUACUGGAUAAUAAUAUGUAACGCACACUCUAUUUAAGGAAAUGUGAGGGGCAACAUUCUAAUUCAUACACUCUUGCUUUGAUAAGAGCCAUUCCAACAGCUUUGUUCUACGUUGUAUCCCUUUGGAACUCCUUGC
Molecule: messenger RNA, 3613 nt
Organism: Asterias rubens (European starfish)
Lineage: Eukaryota; Metazoa; Echinodermata; Asteroidea; Forcipulatida; Asteriidae
Product: nitric oxide synthase, brain-like
Exons: 22
Coding region: 16-3228 (1070 amino acids)
Biological process (GO): nitric oxide biosynthetic process
Molecular function (GO): flavin adenine dinucleotide binding; heme binding; calmodulin binding
Source: RefSeq, a predicted model, not a curated record